Tetrahymena thermophila SB210 is the source of this 1911-nucleotide messenger RNA. RefSeq names its product succinate dehydrogenase [ubiquinone] flavoprotein subunit. Lineage: Eukaryota; Ciliophora; Oligohymenophorea; Hymenostomatida; Tetrahymenidae. Gene Ontology annotation, biological process: tricarboxylic acid cycle; mitochondrial electron transport, succinate to ubiquinone. The transcript is spliced from 8 exons. The record is from RefSeq and is a predicted model, not a curated record. Gene Ontology annotation, molecular function: flavin adenine dinucleotide binding; succinate dehydrogenase (quinone) activity; electron transfer activity.
AUGUUUAAAUACUUAUCUAAGAUAUAAAGAGUUACCUUACACAGCAAAGUUUCAAAGAAUUUUGCAGUUUUGUCAAAGGAUCAUCCCGAAAAGGGACCUUCCCAAGGUCAUUUGACUGACAAAUACACUGUCAUUGAUCACACCUAUGAUGCUAUCGUUGUUGGUGCUGGUGGUGCUGGUUUAAGAGCUGCUUUUGGUUUGGUUGAAGAAGGUUUCAAGACCGCUUGUAUUACUAAGCUUUUCCCUACUCGUUCUCACACAGUCGCUGCUUAAGGUGGUAUUAACGCUGCUUUAGGUAAUAUGACAGAAGAUGACUGGAAAUGGCAUUUUUAUGAUACAGUUAAGGGUUCUGAUUGGUUAGGUGAUUAAGAUGCUAUCUAAUAUAUGACUAGAGAAGCUCCCGCUGCCGUCUUAGAAUUAGAAUCUUACGGUCUUCCCUUCUCUCGUACUCCUGAAGGCAAGAUCUAUCAAAGAGCCUUCGGUGGUCAAUCCCUCAAGUUCGGCAAGGGUGGUUAGGCAAGAAGAACUGCUUGUGCAGCUGAUAGAACUGGACAUGCUAUGUUACAUACUUUAUUCGGAAGAUCCUUAGCUUAUAAUUGCAAUUUCUUUAUUGAAUAUUUCGUUAUUGACUUAAUUAUGGAUGAAGAAGGUGCCUGCAGAGGUGUCAUCUGUAUGUCUAUGGCUGAUGGUUCUAUUCACAGAAUCAGAGCCCAUUACACUGUAUUGGCUGCUGGUGGUUACGGUAGAUCUUAUCUUUCUUGCACUGCUGCUCACACCUGCACUGGUGAUGGUAUGGCUCUUGCUACUAGAGCUGGACUUCCUCUUGAAGAUCCUGAAUUCGUUUAAUUCCAUCCUACUGGUAUCUACGGUUCUGGUUGUUUGAUGACCGAAGGUUGCAGAGGUGAAGGUGGUAUCCUUGUUAACAGUAAUGGUGAAGCUUUCAUGGAAAAAUAUGCUCCCACUGCUAAGGAUCUUGCUUCCAGAGAUGUCGUCUCUAGAGCUAUGACUAUUGAAAUCCUUGAAGGUAGAGGUGUUGGCCCUAAGAAGGAUCACAUUUUCUUAUAAUUACAUCACUUGAGUCCUGAAACUUUACAUUAGAGAUUACCUGGUAUUUCUGAAACUGCCAGAAUUUUCGCAGGUGUUGAUGUUACCAAAGAACCAGCUCCUGUCGUUCCUACCGUUCACUACAAUAUGGGUGGUGUUCCCACUAACUGGAAGACUGAAGUUAUUACCCAAGACAAGAAUGGAAAGGACAAGAUUGUUCCUGGUUUGCUUGCUGCUGGUGAAAACGCUUGUGCUUCUGUCCACGGUGCUAACAGACUUGGUGCUAACUCUCUUUUAGAUAUUGUCGUUUUCGGUAGAGCUGCUGCCAAACUUGUUAAGGAAAAGCUUAAACCUGGUACUCCUCAUAAGGAUUUACCCAAGAAUGCUGGUGAAUAAGCUUUAGCCAGAUUAGAUAAAUACAGAUUUGCUAAUGGUGAAUACACUACUCACCACGUUAGAACUGCUAUGUAAGAAACCAUGUAACGUCACGCAGCUGUCUUCAGAAUUGAAAAGCUUAUGGCUGAAGGUGUUCAAAAAUUAGAUCACAUUUAUGAAUAAUCAAAGAGCCUUAAAACCUUCGACAGAGGUCUUGUUUGGAACACUGAUCUCAUUGAAACCUUAGAAUUAGAAAACCUUCUUUUAUGCUCUAAAUAAACUCUUCUCGCUGGUUUACUCAGAAAGGAAUCCAGAGGUGCUCACGCCAGAGACGAUUUUAAGGAAAGAGAUGAUAAGAAUUGGAUGAAGCACAGUCUCACUUGGAUUAAAGAUGUAAAUACUGGUAAAACUGAAGUAACCUAUAGAGAUGUCAUCAACCACACUCUUGAUAGUGAAGUUACUCCUGUUCCUCCCGCUAAAAGAUCAUAUUGA